This is a messenger RNA of Dendrobium catenatum, 2136 nucleotides long. RefSeq names its product transcriptional corepressor LEUNIG-like. Gene Ontology annotation, molecular function: protein binding. The transcript has 11 exons. Bases 59 to 1885 code for a protein of 608 amino acids. NCBI's taxonomy places the organism in Eukaryota, Viridiplantae, Streptophyta, Magnoliopsida, Asparagales, Orchidaceae. Gene Ontology annotation, cellular component: nucleus. The record is from RefSeq and is a predicted model, not a curated record.
CUACAUUAUGUUCUGAAAAACAGGAAUGCUGCUUUUAUAAUCUUUUGGGCAAGCAAAUAUGAUGGUAAUUGUUUGCUCUGCAGGAUCAAAUCAGGGUGGGAAUAAUUUAACUCUGAAAGGAUGGCCUCUCACUGGUCUUGAUCAACUUCGAUCUGGUAUCUUUCAGCAGAAGUCAUUUAUGCAAUCUCCCCAAACAUAUCAUCAGCUUCAGUUUCUAAGUCCACAGCAACAGCAGCUCUUGCUUCAAGCACAGCCAAAUCUUACAUCAACAUCGGCUGCUGACAUUGAUAGCAAAAGACUAAGGAUGUUAAUUAGUAACAGGAAUAUUGGGCUUGGGAAGGAUAGUCUGGAGAACUCUAUUACUGAUGCAAUGCCAAAUGUGGGAUCACAAAUACUAACUGGAGGUCCUGUUUUGCCACGUGCAGACACGGAGAUGUUGAUUAAGAAGAUAGCUCAGCUACAACAGCAACAGCAGCAGCAGCAGCAGCAAGGAGGUGGCCAACAGAACCAGCAAUUGCAGCAGCUUGCAAUGUCAAAUCAGCAAUCACUUGUUUCAAAUUCACAUCUUAACCAACCAGAGAAAAUGAUCACUGGGACAACAGAUGGAAGCAUGUCAAAUUCCUUCCGAGGAAAUGAUCCGGCUUCAAAGAACCAAUCAAUUCGUAAGAGGAAACAACCGGUUUCAUCUUCUGGUCCAGCCAAUAGUUCAGGAACUGCAAACACAGCUGGUCCCUCUCCAAGCUCAGCACCCUCAACGCCCUCCACUCACACCCCUGGAGAUGCGAUGCCUAUGAACUCAAAUAAGCCCCUCAUGAUGUUUAGCUCUGAUGCCACGGGAACUCUAACAUCUCCAUCAAAUCAGUUGUGGGAUAACAAAGUACAUGCUGACAUGGAUCGGUUGGUGGAAGAUGGGUCACUAGAUGAUAAUGUUGAAUCAUUUCUUUCACAUGAUGACACAGAUCCUAGAGAUGCUGUAGGCCGUUGCAUGGAUGUGACAGAAGGUUUUACUUUUAAUGAAAUUGGAUCUAUUCGAGCAAGUUCAAGCAAGGUUGUUUGUUGCCACUUCUCUUCAGAUGGAAAGCUUCUUGCUACCGGGGGUCAUGACAAAAAGGCGGUUUUGUGGUUUACUGAUAAUCUGAAGCAGAAAUCAACAUUGGAAGAGCACUCUUUUCUAAUUACCGACGUUAGGUUUAGUCCAACCUUGCCACGAUUGGCAACUUCUUCUUUUGACAAAACUGUCAGAGUUUGGGAUGUUGAUAAUCCAGGGUAUUCUCUUCGUACUUUUACCGGGCAUUCUGCAUCUGUAAUGUCUUUGGACUUUCAUCCUAACAAAGAGGAUCUCAUAUGCUCAUGUGAUGGAGAAGGGGAAAUACGAUAUUGGAGUAUUAAUAAUGGUAGCUAUGCGAGGGUCUUCAAGGGCGGUACUGCACAAAUGAGGUUUCAACCACGUCUAGGUCGAUAUCUUGCAGCUGCGGCAGAGAACAUUGUGUCUAUUCUGGAUGUUGAAACACAGAGCUGCCUUCAUUCAUUGCAGGGGCACUCUAAGCACGUUGACUCAAUCUGCUGGAAUCCCUCAGGAGAAUUAUUAGCUUCUGUUAGCGAGGACUCAGUUCGUGUGUGGUCACUUGGAUCUGGAAGGGAGGGUGAGUGCAUCCAUGAAUUGAGCUGUAGCGGGAAUAAGUUCCAUUCAUGUGUGUUCCACCCUACCUGUCCAUCUUUGCUUGUCAUUGGCUGUUAUCAGUCUCUGGAACUAUGGGAUAUGGCUGAGAAGAAGAGAUUGACACUUGCAGCACAUGAAGGACUGAUAUCAUCUCUUGCUGUAUCAAAUGCCAAUGGACUCGUGGCUUCAGCCAGCCAUGAUAAGUUUGUGAAGCUCUGGAAAUAGCUCUCUACAGUUCAGAAAUUUUGCUCUUUUUGUAGGUUUGAAUUCCCUCAUAGCAUUCUUUUGACCAGAAUCAGAUUCUCUUUUGCUGUCCAAUGUGUUACUAAUGGUAAAACAGCCGUUGCUCUUUGAUGUUUUGAGUGUCUUAACGGCUGUUGAUGUUGUUCAUGCUCUCUGCAUCAAAGCAAAAUUUUGUAUAUAUUUAUACACUUUCGCUUAUGUUUGAUCUUAGCGGUUUCCAGCCUUUUAUUGCA